Molecule: messenger RNA, 2597 nt
Organism: Spea bombifrons (plains spadefoot toad)
Lineage: Eukaryota; Metazoa; Chordata; Amphibia; Anura; Pelobatidae
Gene: ALDH3A2
Product: aldehyde dehydrogenase 3 family member A2
Exons: 12
Coding region: 159-1679 (506 amino acids)
Biological process (GO): aldehyde metabolic process
Cellular component (GO): cytoplasm
Molecular function (GO): aldehyde dehydrogenase (NAD+) activity
Source: RefSeq, a predicted model, not a curated record
CCGGUCCGCCACAGCCCAGUGUCACGUGCUCCGGGGGCGGGGCAUACAGCGCCGUCCUGGAUCGAGCUGUGUGUUUGUCUGUCACUGCUGCAGCCUCCUGACCCGUCACUGGCGCCCCGAGUCUCUGACCAUCACCCGCAGUCGUACAAAGUAAUAAGAUGAAGCAGAUCGUGGAGAGAGCGAGGCAGGCCUAUGCCACCGGAAAGACCCGUUCUUUAGAGUUUAGACUCCAGCAACUUCGGGCCUUCAAGAGAAUGUUUAUUGAGAAGGAAGAUGACAUCAAGAAAGCAAUAAAAGCAGACUUAAAGAAGAAUGAAUGCGCAUCUUACACCCAUGAGAUCAUGGGAAUGUUGGGAGAAAUUAACUUGGCCCUGGACAAGCUUGCUGAAUGGGCAGCACCUCAGCAUGUGUCAAGGAAUCUAAUGACCUUGGGAGAUGACGUGUAUAUCCAGUAUGAACCGCUUGGAGUUGUCCUGAUUAUUGGGGCUUGGAAUUACCCUGUGGUGGUUCUUCUGCAGCCCCUAGUGGGUGCCAUUGCAGCAGGUAAUGCAGCUGUUUUGAAACCUUCCGAAGUCAGUGAAAACACAGCCAAGCUUUUGGAGAAAAUUAUUCCACAGUAUUUAGACAAGGAUCUGUACCCUGUGGUGAAUGGUGGAGUACCAGAAACAACAGAGUUACUAAAUGAAAGAUUUGACCAUAUCUUCUAUACUGGCAGUACUGGUGUGGGCAAAGUCAUAAUGUCAGCUGCUUCCAAGUUCCUGACACCUGUAACCCUUGAGCUGGGAGGGAAGAGUCCAUGUUAUAUCGAUAAGAACUGUGAUAUUGAUAUUGCUAGUAGACGCAUAACUUGGGGUAAAUAUCUCAACUGUGGUCAGACAUGCAUCGCCCCUGAUUAUGUGCUGUGUGACAAGUCUGUCCAGGGAAAACUGGUGGAAAAAAUCAGAGAAACGCUUAAGGAAUUUUAUGGGGAAAAUGCCAAAGAGUCUCCAGAUUAUGAAAGAAUUAUCAGCAGGCGUCAUUUUAAACGCCUGCUCGGAUUGAUGGAAGGACAGAAGAUUGUUAUUGGAGGGGACCAUGACGAAGCAGCAUGUUAUAUUGCACCAACGGUACUGGCUGAUGUCAAUCCAGAGUCGAAGGUCAUGCAAGAAGAAAUAUUUGGGCCAUUGCUUCCUAUAAUAUCAGUUGGAAAUUUAGAGGAAGCCAUUACGUUCAUUAAUGAGAGAGAAAAGCCCCUGGCCCUGUAUGUAUUUUCAAAUGAUAAAAAGGUCAUCAAAAAGAUGAUUGCCGAGACGUCCAGUGGGGGUGUAACAGCCAAUGAUGUUAUUAUGCACUUCUCAGUUGCAUCACUGCCAUUUGGAGGUGUUGGUAACAGCGGCAUGGGUGCCUACCAUGGUAAACACAGCUUUGAUACUUUCUCCCAUAAACGCUCUUGUCUCAUCAAGUCUCUUGCCAUGGAAGGGGUAAAUAAAAUCAGGUACCCCCCAUACAGCCUUAAAAAGUUGGAGUGGACCAAGUUUCUGCUGAUGAAAAAAGUGAACAAGAAAAAGCUGAGCCUGCUGCUUCUACCCAUUGUAGCCGUGCUUGCUGCUGUAGUUCUUAAGAAGUAUCGCUGGGAGAUGGCAGGCAGAGGGCUUCAGCUUGUGCAGGCAUGUCAGAGACUGUGUUAUAAUCAAGACUGAAUAGCAGAUUUCAGGGAGCAUCGUUGCUACUGUAACAGUGAGUUGAUCUGAAACGAAGCUGCAGCAACAGAAAUAGCAUCCGAGGUGUCCGCUUCCAAUUACUGAUUUAUUGUACAUAUGAAGCUUAAAUAUAGGGGGUAAAUACAUUAAAAGGAUUGAUGGGUUUACAUGCUUUGAACGAUAAAGUCUGCAUACACACAUUUUACUGCUGUCCUACUAACAUUACCUUUUUAAUUUUUACUUAUCCCUCAGCUUGUGUAGUACAGUUUUUGACUGCUGCACUGCCACUGUAAAGAAUUACAGUUAAAAAUAAGAAAUCCCAAACAUUGCCUACCAUGGGCUACUUAUUGGACAUUUCAUCAGUUUAUUGUUUAAAUAAAUGACAUCAUUUCGCAGCCCAAUUGUUUUAUUUUGCUUUGCCGCUCUCCAUGAUGAACAUUAAAUCCCAUCUUGCAUUAUAAUAUUUAACUAUGCAACACGUAUAGAAAGCUCUGGAGUGUUUUAUGAGACAUUUUGGGGGGGAUCCCCAAAAUGUAAAGCAUAUGUUUUAAAGGGAAAGCAGUGUAAAAAUCUUGGGUAUCUUUUGUAUGGCAGUUCUAUUAAGGUUUUAUAAAAUUAAUCUUUUGCACUAUUACCAUACUUGGGAACUCUGUGGCUUCAGCUGCCCGGAGCCUCACCUUGCAGGAGGUCCCGCUGGUGUCGGUGGGUAGACCCUGCCGAUGUUAGGGCCACAAGCCAUUUUUGGAGGGAAAGUGGGCAAAACCCAGAGAGUUUCCAGAUAUGACUAUUACUGCGAACUAAAAUAACCUAUCCAAAGGAAUUCCAGGUGUUGACAGCAAAGCUGAUUGUUAAGAUAUCUGAAAUAUGUAAAUAAAAACUUUUUAAUUCAUAUUAAAAAUAUAUGAUCAAUGAUUUAAA